UUGAAUCUUCUUCAACCAAUUAAAUUAGACUACGAGUAACUAAAUGCCAAUACACGAGAAAAGUAAGAGGAGAAUUUGUGUUCGUUAAUAUGUUAUCCAUACUCAUUAUCUUACUUUGGCGGCCCAUCUAUUCUCUUCCCUCUUUCUGAGUAGUUUAGUGAAACAGAAGCUGACAAGAAAAAAUAGAAAAUGCCAGGAAACACACAGUUAGCAGUAGGAAGACUCUUUGUUCUAGGAUGACUCUUAUAGGUCAACUCCUGUAGUGGUAGUGCCUAUAAAUAUCCUUGAGUUCUUUAUUUCUAUCACUCAUUGAGAAUCAAAAAUCAAAAUGUCUUCUCAUACUGCAACUAAGUACGAUGUUUUCCUAAGUUUCAGAGGGCAUGACACUCGCCAGAACUUCAUCAGUUUUCUCUACAAAGAACUGGUUCGAAGGAGCAUUCGAACCUUCAAAGACGACAAAGAGCUGGAGAAUGGCCAGAGGAUUUCGUCGGAGCUCAAACGCACCAUCGAGGUGUCAAGAUUCGCCGUCGUUGUUGUCUCAGAGACCUAUGCUGCGUCUUCUUGGUGUCUCGAUGAGCUCGUAACGAUCAUGGAUUUCGAAAAAAAGGGUUCCAUCACCGUGAUGCCCAUCUUCUACGGCGUGGAACCGAAUCAUGUGAGGUGGCAGACCGGAGUACUCGCUGAACAGUUUAAGAAACAUGGGAGUAGAGAAGAUCAUGAGAAAGUGCUUAAAUGGAGGCAAGCAUUGACCAAUUUUGCGCAACUCUCCGGCGAUUGUUCAGGUGAUGAUGACUCGAAGCUGGUGGACAAAAUUGCUAACGAGAUAUCAAACAAGAAGACGAUUUAUGCAACAAUAAACAAUGGGAAGAAUCUAGUUGGGAUUGAUACACACAUGAAGGAACUAAACCGAUUAAUGCAUAUGAAUUGCAACAAAGUUACUGUAAGAAUGGUUGGGAUUUGGGCAAGAGGAGGCGAUGGUAGAUCAGCUCUAGCUAAAUAUGUUUAUCAGACAUCUUGUCAACAGUUUGACAGCCAUUGUUUUCUUGGAAACGUGAAAACGAUUUCUCAGGGUCGCCACUCAGCGCAUCUACACGACGAGUUUCUGAGAAAUAUUAAAAGAGAAGACUCUAACAAACAAUGUCUUAAGAAUCAAAAGGUUCUGCUUGUGGCAGACAACGUUACUAAGGUUAAACAGUUAGAAGCUCUUGCAGGGGAUUUCAGCAGUUUUGGUCCUGGGAGUGUUGUUAUUAUCACUACAGACAACAAGGGGUUGUUGAAUUCUUAUGGUAUAACAGAUGUCUACGAAGUUGAGCAUUUGAAGUUUUGUGGAAUCUUACGAUCAUUGGGCUUUAAAAAGAGAGCUGCUGCGUUCCAGCGGGCUUUGUGUAGAGCAAAGAGUUUUGCCACGGAAUGUUUUUGUUGUCAAAGUAGUAGUAUAUCUGGUUAUGGGAAAGUGACAGAUUUAGUUUAAUUAAGUUGAAUCCCUUAUUAGUCAUAUGCAUUAAGUUAAGUAAACUUAAUAAGUUGUGUGGCUUAGAAAUAAUAUUGUUUUGUCUAUUUUUGGAGUGGGUUGCUCUUGGGGUGUAGAAAAAUGUCACUCUUCAUUGGAUUAAGUAAUAUACAUUUUUUUGUUCCUUAGUUUUUAAGACAUUUUUUUACAUCUGGAUGUGCCAGUUGUUUGUAAUAUACUGUUCUUUCCUUAUAGAAAUAAAUAUUACACAAUUUUUUAAAAAAGAUUUAUGUAUUUGGGAGGGUUUUUUGAUGUUUGGACAUGCC
Molecule: messenger RNA, 1776 nt
Organism: Arabidopsis thaliana (thale cress)
Lineage: Eukaryota; Viridiplantae; Streptophyta; Magnoliopsida; Brassicales; Brassicaceae
Product: Toll-Interleukin-Resistance (TIR) domain-containing protein
Exons: 2
Coding region: 329-1471 (380 amino acids)
Biological process (GO): defense response; signal transduction
Molecular function (GO): ADP binding
Source: RefSeq, marked reviewed